AUGUAUGCCGUGAUCCAUGAUGAAGGCGGAGUUUCGAUUGACGACUGUACAGUACUCGAUAUGGGUUGUGCCCAGCUCAUCAUCGACGGCAAGGUCAAGGUGAAGCAGGGCGUCGAUAUCACGCAUUUUGAGCGGGACGCCGUCGUCUUCGCGGAUGGGUCCAAGAUUGAAGCAGACGUCGUCGUGCUUGCGUGGGUGCACCCGCUUCACAUCCAUCCACUCACACUCAUCAUCUUUUCUGCUUCUAGCACGGGCUACGGCGCGCUGACCGAGCGGUACGCGGACAUCCUCGGCGCGUGGCCGGCCGACGCGCCGGUCUGGGGCAUGGAUGCGGAGGGGCGAGAUGCGCCGCGCGUUUCGGCCGACGGGACGAAGAGGGCUGUGGUUUGCGCUGGGGGCGUUCCAGCAGGUGCGGUUCAUGAGCAAGCACUUGGGGAUGCAGAUAUUGGCGGAGGAGGCAGGCAUUGUGUCAAUUUGAGCCCGCUAUUUAUUCAUAUUGAGUCCCUGUGUCUCGUUAACCAUACACAGCCAUCGCUUAACCUUUUCUCUUCUUCCCAUGACGACGUUGCGGUAAGUGCGACUGCUUCGUCUGGCUGCCCCUUGUCUGACGCGUUGCAAAGCGCCACGCCGCCUAGUGGGGCCGAGGUGCUGCUUACCCAUAAUCACCCUCCACUCGCGGGGAGUACCACGGCACAGCUCAUGCGCGAGUUCAUCGACGCAGCGAAAAAAGGAGUACGCAGUGAUUCCUGA
Molecule: messenger RNA, 750 nt
Organism: Mycena indigotica
Lineage: Eukaryota; Fungi; Basidiomycota; Agaricomycetes; Agaricales; Mycenaceae
Exons: 3
Coding region: 1-750 (249 amino acids)
Source: RefSeq, a predicted model, not a curated record